Molecule: messenger RNA, 1251 nt
Organism: Thermochaetoides thermophila DSM 1495
Lineage: Eukaryota; Fungi; Ascomycota; Sordariomycetes; Sordariales; Chaetomiaceae
Exons: 1
Coding region: 1-1251 (416 amino acids)
Source: RefSeq, a predicted model, not a curated record
AUGCGCCCUUCACAUCCGGCCUCUGGCCUGCGGCUCUGCCGCACCUGCGAGCUUCUCCUUCGCCCCCAGUCCCAAGCAGCCCGACGCCAAUUGCCACGAUGCUCAACGUCCAUCCGCCCCUUCACCACUACCCCUCCCUCCCUCAAGAAGCGCGCCGAGCCGAGCGCAGCGGCAAAUACCUCCCAGAGCAGAUUCGGGAGAAUACAGAAAGCCGCCGGAGAGCAGCCGCCAGACGUAGACCCGACUGUCUACUCCCUGGCUGCCAUCGACCGUGUGCUUAGGGACUUUUUCAGUCCCGGGGGCGUUCCGUCCGAACAAAUGACCGUCGCUGCCUUACGCGCCCUGACUCCUGUCGACCUCAAGCUCGUCAAAGAGCCUAAGAAGGCAGAAGAGCAAGCAAAGAUUAAAUUGUCACAUCAUCAGCCGGCCGAGGACCUGCUAGAAGCCGGCCGUACCACCCAGCCACAGCAUACUUCACACAAACCAAGCAUCAUUAUUGACAAGAUCUCGGAAGCGGCCUAUUCUAUUGUCACGCAUCCUGAUACCAUCAUUACUCGCAAUGUGCUGGAGGAGUACGUGCGCUUGCAGAGCCGGCUUGGUCGUCCGGAGAGCUUACCCCAAGUGCUGAACCUCUUCGCGUCUAAGCCGAAGCCAAAGGUCUCCUCGGGCGCCGUCACCUACGUCGAACGGAAUCCCGAGAGUGCCGAGAAUUCGAUCGAUCCCGCUAUCGCCGACAUGGCCCUCGAUGCCGCAAUUGAGGCGAAGGACCUGCAGACCACAAUUGGCGUGCUGGAGAACACAUAUUCGUCCAAAGCCUUUUUGAGGGCAAAGCUUUUGAAAAAAGCCUUGCUCCCCGGAUUUGCCAUGGCUGGUACCCCGGUCGCGCUUUAUCUAGUCGCCGGGGAGCUAGCCAAAUACCAGACGGCCCUGGAACCAAAGGUUGCUACUGGCAUUGCUUUUAUUGGCGGCCUCUGCUACGUUGGCUUCACCGCGACCAUUGGCAUGGUUGCCCACUUUAGUCGAAACGACCAAAUGAUACGCGUCACCUGGGCCCCGGGGACCCCACUGCGUCAUCGCUGGCUGCACGAGGAAGAACGUGCGGCUCUCGAUAAGAUUGUCUGCGCAUUUGGCUUUUCGGAGGAAACCCGUUUUGGUGAGGAAGAGGGCGAGGAUUGGGAAUGGCUGCGCGAGUACUGCCUCAGCAAAUCCAUGAUUGUCGACGCCGUUGAGCUCAUGCCAGGCAUGAACUAG